This is a messenger RNA of Mycena indigotica, 1056 nucleotides long. Its product is annotated as NmrA domain-containing protein. Lineage: Eukaryota; Fungi; Basidiomycota; Agaricomycetes; Agaricales; Mycenaceae. The coding region runs from base 1 to 1056 and encodes 351 amino acids. The transcript has 6 exons. The record is from RefSeq and is a predicted model, not a curated record.
AUGGCGACGCAGCAGAUUCUCUUCAUCGGUGCCACUGGAUACAUCGGCGGCACAGUCCUUGCGCGGCUCCUCCAACCUGUCAAGUCUUCCCGCAACAACACAGACAACUUGAAUAUCACAGCCCUAGUGCGCGAUGCGGGGAAGGCGCAGCUGCUGGAGGAGCUGGGAGUCAGCGCUGUGGUGGGCGAUACUAACGAUGCCCCGCUGCUGGGCCGGCUCGCAGCGGAGGCAGACGUGGUGUUCUCGAUGGCGGAGAGCGACAAUAUCGGGGCAGCGGAGGCACUCCUUGCCGGCUGUAAGAUGCGGUUUGAGAGGACGGGUGAGGCGCCGACGGUCAUCCACACGUCUGGCGCCGGAAUCAUCGCCGACAUGGGGGCCAUGGGUGACUACAGUGCCUCGCCUAUUUGGGACGACCUGGACAUCGCGCGCCUGGCAACUAUUGCGCCCACCCAGCUGCACCGCCCCGUUGACCUCGCCCUUCUCGCGUCAGACGACAAUGGCUACAUCAAAAGCCAUAUUGUCGUCCCCCCGAUGGUCUACGGUAUCGCACGCACCGUCCUCGUCGAGCGCGGCAUCCAGCGCCCACACCACACGUUGCUCACGCACAUUGUUCCGCCCGCAGUUGCCAGGAAGCGCGGCGGGUUCAUAGGCGCAGGGAAGAAUGUAUGGGGACAUGUCGAAGUUCAUGAACUCGCAGACCUCUUCAUGCUCAUUUUCUCCGCCUCCCCUCCGAGAAGCGGCGCCUCUGGCUUCUACUUCGCCGAAAAUGGAUCCUACGCGAUGCAAGACGUCGCGGACGUCAUCUCGCAAACGCUCGGUUGCCGCCGGCGCUGCGUCUGCAGAGUCCACUACGGCCACUGCGUUUACAGAAGCCGAAAUGAAGCAAUACUUUCCCAUUUCCGUCCUGGUGCGGCUGCGUUGAUAGCGUCAAAUGCCCGGUGUCGUGCGAGCCGCGCUAGGGCACUCGGUUGGGCACCGACCAAGGGAACGCAGGAUAUGAUGGAGAGCGUUCGGGAGGUGACGCGGAACUAUGUGCUGCUAAGCCGGGCGGCAUAA